AUAUUUGAUAAGAAAUAAUUUAGAAUGUCAAAUUAAGUUUUAAGUUUGAUGAAGUAACAUGUCAAUUCUUCGUGUUGGUGGUUCUGUGUUCCAAAGAGUUGUUGGAUUGUCAAAAGUUCAAUGGUGUGCACCAAGUACUAGCAUUGUGUCAAAGAGGUUUUAUGACCCGGAUCCAACUCCUAAGGGAUAUGACAAGAGCUUAAUUGAAGAUGAUGAUUUGGUGUGCUUGCUUAAAAGCGAUGAAGUUCUUUCACCAGAGCGCAGAGCCACACUAGCAGCCAAAUAUGGGUUGAUACCUGAAGAUUAUCAUCCUAUGAAUGAUAGUCUUUUUAAUCUGGGAGAUUACCCGAUUCUUCCAGCAGAGAGUUGCCUAGAGAGAGACCCCUACUACGAUUGGGAUGAUCCAUUUUAUAGGCGAAAUUGGGGUGAUCCUAUCAGUAUAGAUGUUGACUUAUACUCUCCACUUGUCCUUGACACUCGUCCUCUGCCUUAUGAUCCUCAACAACAGCGUAGAGUUCUUUUCACUUUUCUAUUUGGUUUCUUUUUCUUGUGGUUUUUAGGAGAGAACUACAAGUCUGGUUUGCCAAGAUGUCCAAAGCAGUACCCAGAGCAUCACGUACAAGAUGAAAUUAAAACUAGUAUGUCAGCGGAUCCUUUCAUUAAACGAGGGAUGGAGCCAGUUAUGAAAGAAAGGCAUCCUGUAACUCACUACACAUUCGAAAAGUUCAAGUGGGACGCCUCAGCUCAUUAACUAUUGUAUUGUGUUCACUGAUAAUAAAUUAUAUGAGGAUUC
Ciona intestinalis (vase tunicate) is the source of this 793-nucleotide messenger RNA. NCBI's taxonomy places the organism in Eukaryota, Metazoa, Chordata, Ascidiacea, Phlebobranchia, Cionidae. The record is from RefSeq and is a predicted model, not a curated record.